Molecule: messenger RNA, 1755 nt
Organism: Schistosoma bovis
Lineage: Eukaryota; Metazoa; Platyhelminthes; Trematoda; Strigeidida; Schistosomatidae
Source: the annotation of a GenBank genome assembly
AUACAAGUUAAAUUAUCUGAAUCUACUUCUUUGAGUAUGGUACCACAGCUUUUCGAGAUGAAUAAUAGCCUAAAUGGUGAAUUUUGAUCCCGAGAGUUUCAACUGCUUAUUGGUAGAUUACAAGUAACCAAUAAUAAUCAUCCUAGCUUUAUUUACGUUAGUAACCCUUGAUCAUUUGCCAAACAAAUAACUUCAAUUUUCGUCCAUGUUCAAAGCCCUAGGCCUAAAACUCUACACGAAUAUAUUAAUCAUUAUAAACAUUAGUUCCUAAGAUCAUGAUCAAAUGCAUUCCACCCUCUUCUAUAAAAUCUCUUAAUCACCAAUGGAACAAAUAUCUAAUAUAUUGGAACACGUAUGUACUAUUUUCACUGUAAAUACUCCCGGUUGUCAUUGCUUCCUUAAAAUUUUUUUGAAUGCGAAAGGAAUUAAGCGCGACUCACUUAGUGCAUAUCUGACUUCUAAAAGAGAAAUAAUAAUAAAUGCAAAAACCGAAACAAGCAAAACAGAUGAAAUAAUCUGUCGUGAAGUUCAAAAUAAGCUUACUGUGCCUCAAAAUGUGAUGGCUGAAAACUCUAAAAUCAUGUUAUUACGAAAUGGUCUCCUUCUAAUUGAUAUUCCAUAUAUGUCUUUUGAUUUAAGCAAACCAAAACAAAGUAAAGAAUGUGAUAGUACAACAUUACAGGAAUGCAAAAGUUCUAUUCCAAAUGAGCCUGAUAUCGAACUGGAUAAUGGUGAAAAAUUACAAAUACAACAUCUUGAUCGACAUAAAACUAUACGCGAAGGGAAUAAACUCAUUUUCGUGAUCCCCUUAGAUAAAAAUUUCAAGGAAGAGAAUAUAAAGGUCACUGUUGUACAGCGUUCAGUAUGCAUAACAAUUACUAACCUUGAUUAUUCAAUAGUGAAACAUAACUCUAAUAAAUCUGAUUCCAAACAUCUUGUCCAACGAACAUAUUAUAAAGAAUAUGAGGCUUCUGAUUGUAUUCCUGAUCCUGAAUCAAUUAAUUUUUAUGUUGAUAAUAAUCGUCUUAUUGUUAAUUUAAACAUAACCAAAACGUCACAACAAUCCCAGAUAACAUGAAAAUUCCUCUAAUACAGAACCUGAUUUUAUAAAUAGUAACAGUGGGAAAGUGUUUGAUUAUUUUGAAUUUUAUUUUUUCAACAUGGACUGUAAUUUAUCAUACUACUCUGUUACAGUAAGUAAUACAUCAUUUCAUUAACGUUGUAUUAUUCUAUUAUUAUUUGAAAGAAAAUACAUAAAUACUGUGGAAGUUUAUAAAUUGUUCAAACAUAUUUUUGUUUUAUGCACAAUAUUAAAAUCCUAAUCAAAGCUUUUAGAUCUUAACUAACAACGUUGUUUUAUGUAAAGUUGACACAAUUUGUUUAGCAAACAAUGUAUCAAGUAUAGUAUUUAUCAUACCACAGAAACAUCGUAUGGAUUGUGUCAAUUAAGUGGUAUAUUGCUUGAACUAAUGUAAAUCGUAUGACAGAAGACGAUUAAUUAAAAAAAACCGAGUUACUGACAAAAGAAAGAGGAUACCGGCUAACUAAAAGAGUCUGUUUCAUUCAAAAAACAUGAUGUACACUUAGAUACUAUAUAUAUAUAUAUAUAUGCAGAGAGAAUGAACAGGAAUUUUCUUUGGAUACGGAUUGUGUAUUUUACCCCAUAAUCAGACGAAUAUGAGACUAGAAUUUCACUGUUAUUACCAUAAACAAGUAUUAUUGUAAUUUCCUUCGGAAAACAAACAUUCUUUACCA